AUGCUGAGGAACAAAGGUCGAUGUAAUCGGGACAAGCCGCCCUGCAAGUAUUUCCAUCCACCGCAGCACCUGAAGGACCAACUUUUGAUAAACGGCCGGAAUCAUUUGGCCCUGAAGAAUGCCCUGAUGCAGCAGAUGGGUCUGUCACCGGCCCAGCCUCUAGUGCCUGGCCAGGUACCAGCAGUGGAGGCACCGGCACCUCCGGCACCACACCAUCACCUUCAACAGCAAAUCCAGCAGCAACUUCUCGCUACCCACGCCUUUAUGGCGACGAACCCGUACCUGACCGGUAUGCCGCAGGUUGGCAACACGUACAGCCCGUAUUUCGCCCCGAGCCCGAUCAUGCCCGCGAUAAUGGGGCCAGCCGAUCCGACCGGAGUAGGAAGCCCCCUCGGCGUGGUGCCGCAAACGGUCGCGAUGCCGCAGAAGAUGCCACGUACCGAUCGCCUCGAGACGGCUACGAUGCCGACGAAUGUGGCGGGAAUGGGUGCGUUGGCCGGCGGAGUGUCAGGAGUUCCCGCGACUGCGGUUCCCGGAGGACUUCAGACCGCCAGUAUGGCGAACAUCGAACUCGGCAAGAAGCGGAUGCGCGACUCCAAUGAUGAUCUCCUAAUGAUGGACAUGAAGUCUGUCGGAUCGUUCUACUACGAGAACUUUGCCUUCCCAGGAAUGGUUCCGUAUAAACGACCGGCGGGCGACAAGUCCGGCAUGCCGGUCUAUCAGCCUACCGGCGCGACGACCUAUCAACAGUUAAUGCAGCUGCAGCAGCCCUUCGUGCCUGUGUCAUGUGAGUACACUGGAACACCACCCCUACCCACCCAAACCUCUAACCAAUCGGUCGUGCAACCCCCGAACGUGCAAAGCAACCACCACGCGGUGGUGGUUCAGUCCUCCUCCUCCUCCCAGGAAACCGGUGGCGCCACAGUCAAUAACUGCGCCGACGCCAACAAUGGCGUGCUGAUGGAUCCCUGCAACAACCCACCGCCACCGCCUCCGACCGCCGACAGUAACAGUAACAAUAGUAACGGCAAUAACAAGCAGCCAAACGCCACGCAGAAUCACGACGCCGAAAACGCGCAUAACUCCCCCGAAUUGAAUCACUCCAGCCCGUCGACGAUCGCUCAGCAACAGUCGCAACAGCAACACCAACAGCACCAGCACCAACAGCAUCAACAACAACAACAACAACAACAAGCUCAACAACAGGCCCAGCAACAGGCCCAACAACAGGCCCAACAACAGGCCCACCAACAGGCCCAUCAACAGGCCCAACAGCAGGCCGCACAGCAACACCAUCAUUUGCAACAACAACAACACCACCAUUUACAGCAACAACAGCAAAUACAGAAUCAAUUGGCAUUGUCGGCUGCGAGCGUACAGCCCGCGAUGAUGAGUCCGUUGACCUCGGUCGCUGGCCUGUCCUCGAUGCCCGGCGUGGUGAACAUGGUCUCGAUGGCCUCGAUGGCCUCAAUGGCGAACAUGCCGUCGGUCACGAUGGCAUCAUUGUCGAACUACAAUGUCACUAAUGUCGCCAACCUGAACAUGCUGAGCAGCCUGGGCAUGGCGUCCGGAUUACCGGCGCAUCUCGAUCCAGCCGCUCUCGCGAAAGAGGCCGCCCAAAAGAAUUACGCUAAGGCCAUUAAAUUGUCCCAAGCCUCGCAGUCGUAUCCCAUUAGCCAGCUAGCGGCGUUGAAUUACACCGGGGUGGCGUUGAACAAACAGGCACUGGUGAAUCCCGCGGCUGCGGCCGCAGCCGCGAACCAAGGGGUGACCGGGCUACAGGCCACAGCCGGGACACCUAGACAAGUGAUCCCAAACCUGGCCGGUAUCCCGGGCGCCCUUACCUCUCCGUUGUCCGCUGGAUUUCUGGCCUACUCUAGACCACCGGCGGGCACUCACAUCAAUCCUUAUUCGCUGAUGAGACCGCAGAUCCUGCCGAAUCCUUACGUUCAGGCCUCGAUGCCGACCGUUUCCAGCGCCGCCGCAGCCGCAGCGGCCGCCGCGGUCCAGGGUAGCCCGUACGCACAGAAUCCUUACACGGUUCUACCGGGUGUCGCGAGCGUUCCCGGAGUUGCCGCCGGCGUAGCAGCCGCCGGUGUACCGGGUGUUCCGCAAAUUUCGCAGAUUCCAAAUCCCGCGACGAUCGCGGCGCAACCGCAGGUGGCAAUCCCCGUGAGUUCCGGCGUGAUCAUGCAGCCGUACAAAAAGAUGAAGACCUCGUAA
Messenger RNA from Dufourea novaeangliae, 2223 nucleotides. Its product is annotated as RNA polymerase II degradation factor 1-like. Gene Ontology annotation, cellular component: cullin-RING ubiquitin ligase complex; nucleus. The record is from RefSeq and is a predicted model, not a curated record. Gene Ontology annotation, molecular function: ubiquitin-like ligase-substrate adaptor activity; ubiquitin protein ligase binding. Bases 1 to 2223 code for a protein of 740 amino acids. NCBI's taxonomy places the organism in Eukaryota, Metazoa, Arthropoda, Insecta, Hymenoptera, Halictidae. The transcript is spliced from 7 exons. Gene Ontology annotation, biological process: positive regulation of proteasomal ubiquitin-dependent protein catabolic process; protein ubiquitination.